Messenger RNA from Geodia barretti, 588 nucleotides. NCBI's taxonomy places the organism in Eukaryota, Metazoa, Porifera, Demospongiae, Tetractinellida, Geodiidae. The record is from the annotation of a GenBank genome assembly.
AUGAAAUUGGUUUAUGUUUGUAUUGCCGCACUAUGUAUCGCAGUUGCGUUAACUGCUUUCGCUGAUCAGGUGGAAGUCACAGAGAUAAAGGACAAUAAGAACGGUAUCUAUCAAGCUGUUGAGUUGGAAGAGGGUGGAAAAUUUUUCCACGAUAGGGCCUAUACGAUUACGAAUAUCCCGAAAGAAUUUCGUGGAUUAACGCAAGUUUCCACGUCAGCAGACUGUCCCGGCGGACAGGACUACCGACUCACGUUUGAAAUCGACCGGUCAGCUUAUGUCUACCAAGCAUGGGAUAGCCGACAUACAGCUCCAGAAGACCGCGGGCAGGAUCCGAAAGGCUGGUUUACAACGGGAUAUACGGAUACUGAAGAAACCCUCAUGUUGGAUGCCCCACACGCCCCAACCGAGUAUUUUAUCUACAAAUCCAAUGAACCGUAUCCGAAAGGGACAGUAGAGUUGCUCGGUAUUGAUGAGGUUAUCGGAGAUCCAGUCAUCAUGUGGACGAUCUUUGUUGAAGAAGGUGUGCUUCCCGUUGACCCAACUGGAAACCUAACGACAACGUGGGGCGAAAUCAAAUCGGAUCAGUAG